UGUAUCAAUAAAUUGACCAGCAAUGAACUCAGCACAGCCAUCAACUCUAUGUUCCGUUGGUAUCAGCGUGCGACGAAGUGCUAUGUAUACCUAUCAGAUGUCCAUGUCCCGGAAGAGGUUACUGAUGCCCAAGCUUUCCGGAUAACUUGGAUAGAGGCCUUCCGACGGAGCCGAUGGUUCACGCGAGGCUGGACGCUGCAGGAGCUUAUAGCGCCGGCUCAGGUUGAGUUCUUCUCUAGGGACGGCAAGAAACUAGGCAGCAAGAUAUCGCUGGAGAAGGAGGUCUGUGAGGUCACAAAGAUACCUAUUGCAGCGCUAAGAGGACAGUCUCUUGGCGAGUUUAGCUUUAAGGAGCGAAUAAGUUGGGCAGCGAAACGGACAACUACAGUUAAAGAAGAUAAGGCGUACUGUUUGCUAGGGGUCUUUGGGGUGUUUAUGCCUUUAAUCUACGGCGAGGGCGAAGAACACGCACUUUCACGACUA
This is a messenger RNA of Lindgomyces ingoldianus, 483 nucleotides long. Its product is annotated as HET-domain-containing protein. The transcript has a single exon. The annotation marks the transcript as partial. Lineage: Eukaryota; Fungi; Ascomycota; Dothideomycetes; Pleosporales; Lindgomycetaceae. The record is from RefSeq and is a predicted model, not a curated record.